CUUAGUUAAUAAUCGUCAAUGAAAUAUGGAGCUUCAGACCUGGCUGUCUCAGCCUCCAAAGUAUACAACUUUCAGAAUAAACAAAACACGAGAAUAUGAUAUCAAAACUUUUGAAAAUUACUUGGAAAACCAACGUAAAAGUUUAAAAUUACCAGCAAUACCAAAGUUCUACUGCCUCUAUCAGGAUUGUUUGGUUGUGGAACAGUGGCUAACCGACGUUCAACCGAGUGGUAAUAGUGAGGUGAUAGUGAUAGUAGACGCACUGUGCGCCGCGGCUGUACUGAGGGGCGCUCAUGUGUUUGCUCCAGGAGUAAUGGGGCUUCCACCAAGUUGCAGUAUCAAUGAUAAAGUUGACAUCUAUGGUGAUGUGGAGGGAAAAUGCCAGAAAGGGCUAAAAGUGGAGUAUACUGGCCAGAAAGUAUUUGUUGGCACCGGCUACUUAAAGAUGCUUCGACAUGAGCUAUUCAAUGAUGGCAUACCACCCAGCGGAAUUGCUAUAGAAGUUACUCUGCCCGCUUCAAGACUACCAGUUAUUAAUGAGUCUAUAUACCCCAAAGGAACGUUGGUGCUUCAAAACCUUCCAUCAAUGGUCUGUGGCUGGGUGGUGAAAGCACAGCCCAAGGACCUCAUCCUAGACAUGUGUGCAUCCCCUGGUAAUAAGACUACACACUUAGCUGAAUUAUCUAAUAAUGAAGGAAUUAUUGUUGCAAUAGAUAAAACUCCUCAAAAAGUGGCUAGAAUAAAGGAAAAUUGUGAGAAACAUGGAGUUACUUGUGUCACCGCUUAUGCGUUUGACUCAACAAAAUGCUAUUCAGAAAAUGGUACUACUAAUGUCACCAAAGGUCCUCCUUUUAGUUCAAAUGUUUUUGACAAAAUUCUUCUUGAUGGACCAUGCAGUGGACUUGGACAAAGACCGCAGCUAGUUAACAAAAUGACAGACAAGAUGCUGCAGUCAUACAAAUUUGUACAACGAAAGUUAAUGGAAUCUGCAGUGAAAGUGAUGAAAGUAGGAGGGUUUCUGGUAUACAGCACAUGCACAGUAACUGAAGAAGAAAAUGAAGCCAUGGUCGCGUGGGCGUUGAGCAAGUUCCCCUGUCUCCAGCUCGUCCCUGCGGAGCCCCUCCUUGGAGGCCCGGGGAUGUCCUGCGCGGGUCUCACGGAUGCUCAAAGAGCAAUGCUACAAAGAUUUGGACCUGAAGAAGACUGUCUAAGGCCAACUACACAUCCCAUAUAUAAAGACACAAUAGGAUUCUUCAUAGCAAAAUUCAUCAAAACGGAAUAAAUUACAAUUCAUAAAUAAAUCGUGUACGUAAUAAAAACGGCUAUAA
Cydia strobilella is the source of this 1328-nucleotide messenger RNA. Its product is annotated as tRNA (cytosine(72)-C(5))-methyltransferase NSUN6. Bases 26 to 1282 code for a protein of 418 amino acids. The record is from RefSeq and is a predicted model, not a curated record. The transcript is spliced from 7 exons. Gene Ontology annotation, molecular function: RNA binding; RNA methyltransferase activity. NCBI's taxonomy places the organism in Eukaryota, Metazoa, Arthropoda, Insecta, Lepidoptera, Tortricidae. Gene Ontology annotation, biological process: RNA methylation.